Lachnellula hyalina is the source of this 870-nucleotide messenger RNA. RefSeq lists its product as uncharacterized. Bases 1 to 870 code for a protein of 289 amino acids. Gene Ontology annotation, cellular component: mitochondrion. Gene Ontology annotation, molecular function: protein-containing complex binding. NCBI's taxonomy places the organism in Eukaryota, Fungi, Ascomycota, Leotiomycetes, Helotiales, Lachnaceae. The transcript is spliced from 2 exons. The record is from RefSeq and is a predicted model, not a curated record.
AUGGCAACAGUGAAGAAGAUAGUCGUCUGCGGUGGAAAUGGGUUCCUUGGGAGCAGAAUAUGUAAAGCUGCUGUAGCAAGGGGUUGGGAUGUGACUUCCAUUAGUCGUUCUGGUGCACCAACCUGGUCCUCUGUAACAUCCUCACCCUCACCACCCUCCUGGGCCCACAAAGUAACAUGGGAACGCGCCGACAUCCUCUCCCCGCGAACCUACUCCCCUCUGCUUAAGAACGCCGAUUUCGUCGUCCACAGCAUGGGCAUCCUGCUCGAAGCAGACUACAAAGGUGUUAUCAGCGGGCGCGAAUCUCCCAUCUCCGGCCUCUCGCGUGCAUUCUCAGCAACCAAGCAUGGUUCCCAGAACCCAUUGAAGCGGAAGCAAGACGAGGAUUUGAAGCCACAGGAGAAAGAUGGCCAAUUAACGUAUGAGAUCAUGAACCGGGAUACGGCGAUUACGCUAGCGCAGGAGAGUAAUAGGGAGAAUGUUGGGGCGUUUGCAUUCAUAAGCGCUGCUGGCGGAGCACCGGUUUUGCCUGCUAGGUAUAUUAAGACGAAGAGGGAGGCGGAGUCUACGAUUGCGUCGGAGUUUCCGAGGAUGAGGAGUAUUUUUGUGAGGCCGGGGUUCUUGUAUGAUAGCUCGAGGGCGUUUACUGUUCCUAUGGCUGCUAUGACGGCGGGAGGGGCACUAUUCAAUAAAGCGACGGGAGGGAUAUUUGGGGGUUUCAUGGGUGCGGCGGGAAUUAAGCCGUUGAAGGCUGAUGUUGUUGCUGAUGCUGUGGUGGAAGCAUUGAGUGAGGAGGGGAUUAAGGGUCCUGUUGAGACGGCAGAGAUUGAAAGUCUGGCACAGAAGGCAUGGAGAAAUGGAAUGUUGUGA